Amphiprion ocellaris (clown anemonefish) is the source of this 3917-nucleotide messenger RNA. RefSeq lists its product as uncharacterized. The transcript is spliced from 6 exons. Bases 554 to 1381 code for a protein of 275 amino acids. NCBI's taxonomy places the organism in Eukaryota, Metazoa, Chordata, Actinopteri, Pomacentridae. Gene Ontology annotation, molecular function: S-adenosylmethionine-dependent methyltransferase activity. The record is from RefSeq and is a predicted model, not a curated record.
AUUCUGAAUCAUAGACUGUAUGUCCUGGAUUGGAUUAUGACUUAAAGAACCAAAGAAAACCACCAGAGUCCCACCCCCACAUUCUUACCUCUCCCUCAUCACCUCCAGGGGGCUUCAUCGACUCAGACAGAAACACAUACCAUCACAUGACCCUUAAGCUGACCCUUACAGACAUUUUCAGUUUGGCCUGAUUUCCAUUUAAUGUAAUUAAUAGAUUUCAAAAUAUAUAUACUGGUACCUAUUGUGCACAGAAAUAAACACAUAGCUUAUAUUAAUAAAUGAAAGGUAUUGCAGUUGUCCCUUUAAAUGCCCUAAUUAUGAAACAUAGCACGUAUGAGUGGAUCUAGUGGGACCUCCCAGUUCUCAAGCACCCCACUGUGUCCCUCUUUUGUUUGUAUCUAUGAGUGUGAGACUGUGUGUGUGUGUUUGUGUAUUUGACUGCUGCCAGAGAGGAAUUCAGUCUCUUUAGUGUGGAGGUUUGCUCCUCUAUCUGGUAAGAAGACAUAAACUUGUGUGCUUUAAUCUUUUUUUUUUUUGAUAUCAUCAUCCAGCCAUGGCUCACCGUCUGUUUGAAGGCAAAGACCAUGCUGCUUCCUAUUGGAAAUACAGGAUCUCUCCAUCAGAUCAUCUAAUGCAACAAGUGUUUGACUUCUUGGAAAAGCAAAAAGGUCGGCCCUUUGAGCUGGCAGUGGACGUGGGCUGUGGCUCAGGACAGGGAACACUGCGACUGGCCAAACACUUUGCUUCUGUGGUGGGGACAGACGUGAGUCCUGCUCAGCUAGAAGUGGCUUCACAUUAUGCUAAAGAGCCAAACAUUACUUAUAGACAGUGUGUUGCAGAGGAGCUGCCGUUCGCUGACAGCUCAGUGGACCUGGUGACGGCCAUGUCUGCCUUCCACUGGUUUGACAGGCCACGCUUUCUCCGAGAGGCCCACAGGGUCCUGAAGCCUCGCGGCUGCUUGGCUCUGCUCAACUACACUGUUGACAUGGAGCUCAGCUACCCUGACUGCUGCUCACACACACUGAACCAAAUCUGCAAAGAGUUUUAUGCAGCUUUGCACCCAUACCGCAGUCCCUGCCUUGGUCUGAGCUCUAUUAAUUUGUACCGGGAGUCAUAUGAGUCUCUUCCUUACCCUGACAAGGAAUGGCAGGAGUGUGUGUGGGACAGAAGGCCGAUGCCUCUGUCCAGCUACAUGGGGCUUGUGGAGUCUUUCUCCAGUUAUCAGGCUCUGCUGAGAGACGAUCCACAGAAGGCCUCCAGUCUGUCCCAGGCCAUCUGUCAGAGGCUCAUGUCUGUAAUGGGGGUGACCUCUGCAGAGACAGAGGUGCUGGUGGCUGUCAAGUAUUUCUACCUUUUGGCCUGCAAACCACAGGAAGCCUGACUCCUGCCAACGCCUGCAUUUUUAACAAAGUCAUGAAGCUUAUUAAGGACACAGAAACACAGAAAGUUGAUUUUAUCAACCUUUCUUUGCGAGCAUGUUUCUUUUUGACAUCUAAAAUGUAGAUAAAGAUAAUGUGUUAGCUGUUGCUUACUGAUGUGAACCUAAACAAAUACUUAAGGUCUCUAAGAAGUAUUGUAUAUGGUGGCCAGUGUUACUUUGUUACAGACAACUGGAUGAGAAGAUUGAUGGUACUUUCAUGUCUUUAUGUCACAUGUGUGUAACCAUGAGUGUGAGUUUCUUUUAAAUGUUGUCUGGGGGCCUUUACCUUUUUUGCAUCACUUUAUAUUGGAAAUUCCUCAUGCAAAGGAAAACACAAACUUCAGACAGGAGAUGGCAAUUUGAUAUACACUACCAGUCAAAAGUUUGGACACACCUUCUCAUUCAAUGCUUUAUUAUUUUAUACAUUGUAGAUUAAUACUGAAGAUAUCAAAACUAUACAAGAAUACAUAUGGAAUUAUGCUGUAAACAAAAAAGGGUGAAUCAUCAGUAUUAAUCUACAAUGUAGAAAAUAAUACAAAUAAAUAAAAAGCAUUGAAUGAGAAGGUGUGUCCAAACUUUUGACUGGUAGUGUAUAAUGGAUUAUAUAUGCAUAUAUAAAAAAACUGAGUAUCACAUGAGUGCAAAGAUGAACAAAAUUAACUUCACAAGUGAAGAGUUCUAAUCUAUGACAAAGCUCCAGUUUAAAAAAAAAAUUACAUUCAUUAUCCCAUAUAUGCAUCAAUUUACGCAUAGACUGAGUUGUUGUAUGAGCUCAUAAUUCCGAUUUUUAUAAUUCAAAGUAAGAGAAAGUGCUGAAGGAAAACACCUGCCCCACACUGAAGCAUUACUGCAUUGGUCAAACUAUAGUUGUUUUCUGCAUCUUCCAUGUUUUUUAUUGGUACUGCCAAAUGGACAUGCUCUAUAUUGAAGGGUGAUACAUUUUCCAGCUGAAAUCUACGCCCAUGUAUGUAGCUGGAGCUGGCAGUCAAGGCGUAAGACGGCAGCUUACACUUGUUUUUUUGUUUUUGUUUUUUUAAAGAUUCAUCCUUGAAAAAAAGAGAGAGAGAGAUUUAGUGGUACUCAUAGAAUCUUUGAACAAAGCCAGACAAGCAGUCUUCAUUGAAAAAAAAUGCUUUUCUUUCAAGAAUAAGGACAUUUCUAAGUGACUCCAAACUUUUGAAUGCUAGUCUAAGUCAACAUGUGAAGUAUUUGGCGAGGUUGUUUUACUAUGUACCACUAGAGGGAGGCAUGUGAUCAAAAAAGUCUAAGUGAUCACUGGCACUUUGCUGGACACAGGUUACCUUCUUGUUGAUCUGUGACCUGGCAGAGGACCAGCACCAGUGGGACGGCCCUUUGUUGAGUGGAAGAGGUCAGAAAGUGGAAAGUGUGCAGUCAUACCAAAUAACUUUCAAUGACCGGAUAGACUUCCUCUCACGUUUACAGGCCAGAAGUGAUUUGAAAAAAAAAGACGAACUCUUGUUUUUCCUAUGUUGAUGUGUUCAUCUGACCAUGUGCCACAUUGGAGGGAAAGAAAUCCACUUUCACCUGAAGAAGUAAAUGGAGCUCAUGUGAUUAUUCUGAAUGUUAGAAGCCAUUCUCAUCAUCUCUUCAUCUUUAUUUGAAAGUGUAUCGCAACUUUUUCGGAGAAUCUUACAGAGAUAAUUUAAGAUUUAGAUUUUUUUUUUUAACUUCACAGCACCCUCUUGUUCACACAUUCAUAGACAGCUAUUUCACUUUUCAGGAAUAAUAACUGUUUUUGGUGUAGGUUUGUGGACUACAGUGGAUUUAGGUGUUUGUUUUGUCACAGCGAGCACAACAACCGUUUUUAUUUUCAUUUAUAAAGAGCUCUCCUCAGCAGAAAUGAGUAAUUGUGAGCUGUCUUUACUGCGGAUAAAUCCUCUGUUUUGUUCUCUUACUCUUUAUUAGUGUUGCUGACUUAGUUAUUAGUCAUAUUUGUUAUGCUUUAGCAGUCUUCAUCCCUUACUUAGAAGGCCUGACCUGAUACUAAACCAUAAUUUGUUCUGGAGGUAUUUAUUUCAGACACACUGUAGUGCCGGCAGUGCAGGAGUAUUAAAGCAUCAGUACAUUUGUGCUGCUGGUAGCUGCUGGCAUGGCUGGAGGUCAUUCCUUGACUGUGACUGGCAGGUGUUGCAAGUGGGCAUGUGUGUAUUAUCUGCACUCAGUGUCACACAGAUGCAUAAAGUCAAUUUUCUUCUUUUUGGCCUUGAGGUAUUUUAGAUUUUUAACUCUGACUCCUAUUCCUUACAGCAAUCACACUGUCUAAGCCUGUGUAUGUGUACACAUGUUCUAAUUAGUUUCCUGAAUUACACAUUAUCACUGGCCAAAAGGAAUAAAUUUGGUGGUUAUAUCACAGAAUUCUCACCCCUGUUUCUUCUACUGAUCUGCAUGCGUUUGGCACUGGGGAUCAACUCUCCAGCAUUGAAGCAGCACUGUGGAAAUAGGUCUGGUUGUUGAGUAAACUUUGAUUUUCCAGAAA